This is a messenger RNA of Dioscorea cayenensis subsp. rotundata (Guinea yam), 2482 nucleotides long. RefSeq names its product DNA replication licensing factor MCM5. The record is from RefSeq and is a predicted model, not a curated record. Gene Ontology annotation, biological process: DNA replication; DNA replication initiation; double-strand break repair via break-induced replication. The coding region runs from base 91 to 2274 and encodes 727 amino acids. Gene Ontology annotation, molecular function: 3'-5' DNA helicase activity; single-stranded DNA binding; single-stranded DNA helicase activity. Gene Ontology annotation, cellular component: nucleus; MCM complex. The transcript is spliced from 19 exons. NCBI's taxonomy places the organism in Eukaryota, Viridiplantae, Streptophyta, Magnoliopsida, Dioscoreales, Dioscoreaceae.
GAGCUUUCUCCGCUUCUCUUCAACCUCCUUCUCGUCUUCGAUCCAGAGAUCCACUUAGAGAGAGAGAGAGAGAGAGAGAGAGAGAGAGAGAUGUCCGGCUACGACGAAGGGCGAGUUUCCUACAGCGAUCACGCCCAGUUCCCUCGCGGCGGCGACCUUGACGGCGCCGCCAACCUCACCCGCCACACCGCUCUCCGCAAAUUCAAGGAGUUCAUCCGUGGCUUCCUCGGCUCUGAUGGCGGUUUCCCCUAUCGGGAGAGUCUCGUUCAUAACCCGGAUCACCUCACCAUAGCCAUGGAGGACCUUGAUGGCUUCGAUGCUGAGCUCUCUGACAAGAUCCGUAACCUCCCUGCUGACUAUCUCCCUAUGUUUGAGACGGCAGCUGCGGAGGUGUUAGCGAGUUUGAGGUCGAAGGUUGCUGGUGAGACUGGUGAGAUGGAAGAGCCUGUCACUGGGGAUGUGCAGAUUUUUCUAUCUUCAAAAGAGGGUUCUGUUUCUAUGCGAUCUGUUGGGGCGGAACACAUGUCAAAACUGGUGAAGAUCGCCGGAAUCACAAUUGCGGCAUCUAGAGUGAAGGCCAAGGCGACAUAUGUGACACUUAUGUGCAAGAACUGUAAGAGUGUGAAGACGGUGCCUUGUAGGCCUGGGCUAGGUGGGGCAAUUGUUCCCCGGUCUUGUGACCAUGUUCCACAGCCUGGGGAGGAGCCUUGCCCAUUGGAUCCAUGGAUUGUGGCUCCAGAUAAGAGCAAGUAUGUUGAUUUGCAAACUCUGAAACUGCAGGAGAAUCCUGAGGAUGUUCCAACUGGAGAACUUCCACGAAACAUGCUUCUCUCGGUGGACCGACACCUUGUCCAAACUAUUGUUCCUGGCACUAGGCUGACUGUCAUGGGGAUUUAUAGUGUGUUCCAAGCAUCUGCUGCCCAGAAAGGGGCUGUUGGAGUCAAGCAACCCUAUAUUAGAGUUGUUGGGAUGGAACAAACUCGUGAAACAAACUCAACUGGUCCAUCCACCUUCACAGCAGAUGAGGAAUCAGAGUUCAAAGAAUUUGCCCAAAGGCCUGAUGCAUAUGCUAAGCUAUGCUCGUUGAUUGCUCCUUCAAUAUAUGGCCAUGCUGAUGUUAAGAAAGCUCUUGCUUGUUUAUUAUUUGGGGGAUCAAAGAAGAGAUUACCAGAUGGUGUGCGACUUAGGGGAGACAUCCAUGUUUUGUUACUGGGUGAUCCAUCAACUGCAAAAUCACAGUUUCUUAAGUUUGUGGAGAAAACGGCUCCUGUGGCUGUUUAUACUUCUGGAAAAGGUUCUUCUGCUGCUGGUCUGACAGCUUCAGUGAUUCGAGACAACAGUUCACGUGAAUUUUAUCUGGAAGGAGGAGCCAUGGUUUUAGCAGAUGGAGGAGUGGUCUGUAUUGAUGAAUUUGAUAAAAUGAGAUCUGAAGACAGAGUUGCCAUUCAUGAAGCCAUGGAGCAGCAGACAAUAUCCAUUGCCAAAGCAGGAAUAACAACAGUUCUUAACUCAAGAACAUCAGUUCUUGCUGCUGCUAACCCUCCGUCUGGCCGAUAUGAUGAUCUCAAGACUGCAGAGGAUAACAUUGAUUUGCAGACUACCAUCCUUUCUAGAUUUGAUCUCAUUUUCAUAGUGAAAGAUAUUAGAAUGUAUGAUCAAGACAAGCGAAUAGCUACCCACAUUAUCAAAGUUCAUGCUACUGGUGCUGCUGGGUCCAAGAAAGACGAUGUCGGGGAGGGAGAAAAUUGGCUUAAGAGAUUCAUUGAGUACUGCCGAGUGAGCUGUCAACCAAGGCUUUCAGAAAAAGCUGCUGAAAUGUUGCAAAACAAAUAUGUGGAGAUCAGACAAAAAAUGAGGCAACAAGCUCAUGAGACAGGGAAGUCUUCUGUAAUUCCUAUUACUGUGAGGCAGCUUGAGGCUAUAAUACGGUUGAGUGAGUCGCUUGCAAAGAUGAGACUGACUACUGUUGCUACUGAAGAGCAUGUUGAGGAGGCAUUCAGAUUGUUCAACGUCUCCACAAUGGACGCGGCACGAUCUGGAAUAAAUGAGCAUAUGAAUCUAACACCUGAGAUUGCAAAUGAAAUCAAGCAAGCUGAAACACAAAUAAAGAGAAGGAUGGGAAUUGGGAGCCAUAUAUCAGAAAGACGUCUUAUCAAUGACCUAACCAGAAUGGGGAUGAGUGAAUCUAUUGUGAGGAGAGCUCUUUUGAUCAUGCACCAAAGAGAUGAAGUAGAGUAUAAGCGGGAGCGUCACGUCAUAGUUCGAAAAGCUUAAUUCAACCAACUUCUGAAAGACAGGUAAAAGAAAUCCAAGAUCUUCAUAGUUAAAUACAUUCAUUUGUUUUGGCUGUAUGAGUUGCUUGGUAAUGAAGUGUUUGCUGUUCUUUAGAGUUAUAUGUUGAAAUAUUAAUGAGAAAUUUCAGGUAUAUAGACCUAAUUGGUGCAUUUAUUUGGUGUUCUGGGUAUUGUUGUAACUAGAUCUG